Messenger RNA from Chlamydomonas reinhardtii, 1496 nucleotides. RefSeq lists its product as uncharacterized. The transcript has 6 exons. Bases 129 to 1124 code for a protein of 331 amino acids. The record is from RefSeq and is a predicted model, not a curated record. Lineage: Eukaryota; Viridiplantae; Chlorophyta; Chlorophyceae; Chlamydomonadales; Chlamydomonadaceae.
GAACCUGUCACAUGGUCGUGCAUUGAGACGACGCUGCUGUCCUUGCGAGAUGAUGGACAAUAGUCCAGUCUAAAAAACCCCGCUAGCAUGCGACAUUCAACUCUGAUACAAGGAAGCUCAUAAGCAUAAUGCACGCACCGCUUGCCCUUGCAGUUCAGCGUGCAACUUCGCUGGGUUUCGCUGCCGCAGGAGCACAGGCUGCGUAUGUAACAAAUCAUCUAGGUGGCGGCUUUGCAUCAUGCUGCAGCUCGCGAACAUACGCGAGCAGCGCGGGCUCGCGACCCGGCCCCAGUUCCGCGCCAACGACGUCGACGGCAGCAGCGGCUUCGGGUCCGGACGGCAGCGCGCGGCCAUCUCUAUGGGCCUCCCUGCAACGAGCGCUCUUUCCCGUCGGCUCCGUCACUAGCAAUGAGGCUGCGGCCUCAUCCUCAUCCUCAGCAUCCCCACCAUCGGCAGCAGCGACGGCGACGGGGAGAGCCGCCCGGUCAGGAGCUACCACGCUAGGUGGCGGGUCCGCCGCCUCAGCGGCCGCCUCAACAGCGGACGCACGCGCGGCGGCGCGAGCCGCGCAGGAGGCACGGAACGCGGCGCGGCGGGCGGCGAAGCAGGCGGGCGCGGCGCAGAGCGAUGCAUUUGCGGGGCUCAGCAAGCCGGCUGAGGCCUUCUCGGCCACACUGCUAAAGGCGGCGGUGUUGCUCAUCACGGUUCCGCUGGGAGUGCACAUGAUGAGCCACAGCCUGAUGCUGUCGCUGUGCGUCAAGGGGCUGGAGUCCGACCGGCCGGAGACGGUGGUGCUGACGCUGAAGCGCAUCCAGUCGGUCGUGCGCUCCGACUACCUGGCCAGCCGAUUUGAGGGGGACGAGGGCGUUGCGCUCCUGCUCACGUGCUUCCACGAACGUGCCGGGGAGGCCGUGCUGAGGGAGUUCCUUGCGGCGGCGGCGCAGCUGCUGAAGUACAAGAGCACACGCGAGGCGUUGCUCAUGUCUUCCCUGGUGGAGCGGCUGGAGCGGGCGGGCGCCGCGGGCUGGCUGCCGGCCGAGCUGCGGGAGCCGGCGCGGCAGCUGUUCCUGGACGCACACGCCGCCAGGCGCAUGGAGAUGGAGGGGAUGGCGGCCGGGCUUUAGGGCUGUAGAAGGGCUGUAGGGCUGUAGAAGGGCUGUAGGGCUGUAGAAGGGCUGUCGAAGGGCUGUAGAAGGGCUGUAGGGCUCUCUAGGGCUAUGGCCUAUGGGGCUGUAAAAGGCAGUAUGCCUGUAGAAGGGCUGUUGGGCUGCAGGACUGUAGGCCUCGAGGGCAGGAGGGCUUGAGGGCUCCGGCUUGAACAGGAGGUCGUGUUGACUGGUUGGGUGGCGCUGGUGAGGUAGCUGAGCGAGCAGGGCUAACGCUUGAGGUUGACGGAGGUAACACGUGAGGUUGCGGUGGGGGCUGUUCUCAAGGGCCGUGGAAUAUAAACUCAUGCUCCUCCAUGCGGUGAGCGACGUCUGUAACAGUACAGUUAC